Messenger RNA from Armigeres subalbatus, 2490 nucleotides. RefSeq lists its product as uncharacterized. The transcript has 3 exons. Bases 1 to 2490 code for a protein of 829 amino acids. The record is from RefSeq and is a predicted model, not a curated record. Lineage: Eukaryota; Metazoa; Arthropoda; Insecta; Diptera; Culicidae.
AUGUCGCCUAGUUUGAGGACACUUUCCCGCCAAGAGCGGUUUCAUUUGGACACCAUGACCAACAUAAAGCGUUUCGUAGAGAAUUUUAAUGUCGAGCGCGAUGUAGGACAGCUUGAGGGAUGGAAGCAACGAGCGGAAGUAUUAUAUGCCGAUUUUCAGGCAAAUCGUUUACAGAUCGAAUUGUUCGGCGAAGAUACCGAUAAGAAAGAUACGGAUGAAGAGGAUGCAAAGAUUGCAGAAGAAGCUAAUCGUCUAAUUCGUCAGGUUCCUGCUACUACCAGUGAUGCAGGAAACCUAUUCAAUCACCCUUAUUCUCGUAUAAAGCUCCCUGAAGUAAAACUUCCCACGUUUUCUGGGUGCGUAUCGGAGUGGAUAACGUUUCGUGACACGUUUAAGUCCCUAAUUGACUCCAAUCCCCAACUUUCGCCUAUCGAUAAAUUGUCGUAUCUCGUUGCUUCCCUUUCCAAAGAUGCUAGGAAGGUGGUCGAAUCCGUCGAGCACACUGCUGCAAAUUAUCCAGUCGCCUGGAACCUACUAGAGAAGCGAUUCGACAACAAAAAGUUAGUCGUCAGAACGUUGAUUGAUGCUCUGUUUUCGAUUGAGCCCCUCAAAAGAAAGUGUUAUGAGUCGCUUAUGCAUCUUGUCGAUGAUUUUGAACGAAACCUGUGUAUGAUCGACAAGAUGGGCAUUCCCACGAAAGACUGGAGUGUGUUGCUGGCGCACAUGGUUUGUAGUAAACUCGAUUCGUCCACGCUGAAGCAGUGGGAAACGUACCACAAAUCGACAGAUGUUCCCAAAUACGAAGACGUCAUCAAGUUUCUUCGUACCCAUCUAACGGUGCUCCAAUCGCUGACUCCGUCGAAACCACGCUUGUUAGAUACACCCAAACCGGAGUCGUACCGGUCACAGAAGUCGAAAAUAAAUACAGUCCACACAGUUACUACUACUAGCACAUCGCCAAGUUCUUGCCCGUUCUGCUCUACGUCUCCUCAUUAUCCAUUCAAGUGUGAAGCAUUCCAGAAACUUUCGGUCGUCCAACGUUUCGAGCAGGUGAAAAAGAAAGGUUUGUGUAUCAACUGCUUCUCCUCCUCCCACCUAGUAAGAAAUUGCACAUCCGGUGCUUGCAGAGUAUGUGGCCAGAAACACCACACAAUGCUACAUCAGUCGCAAGACCGUUCGUCCACUCUAUUAAAGCCAAUCAAUUCUACUGUUAUUUCGCAACCUUCGGCAUCGAAUUCGUCAAUGCAACCAACACAGUCUCGUCAAUCAUCGACAGCAGAAUCCCAAUCGCCACCAGCCAAUGCCACAAGCCUCAUUUCCACCACUCUCGUCGGAAGUUUUCGAACUGUUCCAGCUACUGUGCUGCUACAAACCGCUAUCGUCAAGAUCUUCGAUUCACACGGACACACGCAUUGUGCCCGAGCAUUACUCGACCCCGCUUCACAGCUAAGCUUGGUUACAGAAAAUCUCGUCCAGAAACUCCAGUUACGCCGCUAUUCUGAUCGCCAAGAGAUCGGUGGCGUAGGUAACUCCCUCGUCGUUUCGUACCAUGCUGUCCCUAUUCGUAUGGGUUCGCGUUGCUCGGAUUUCGUCACUGAUGUACAAUGUCACAUCCUAAAGAAAAUCACACGUGAAUUGCCAGCCAGGUGCAUCGACACGUCAGCGUGGAACAUCCCAUCGAAUCUCGCUUUAGCUGACCCUCAGUUCCACAAGCCUGGACCCAUCGAUCUCCUCAUCGGUAUGGAAAUGUACUAUGACCUGCUUCUCGAAGGAUUCUUGAAACUCGGACCAGAAAACCAGUCCUGCAAAACACCGUGCUUGGAUGGGUGGCCUCCGGUAGGGCAGGCUCCAACCCUUGCUCGCUUUUGGGAAAUUGAAUCUUGCUGGAACAAAGGUACCUUUUCGUUGGAGGAAACCGCAUGCGAAGAACAUUUCUCCAGUAACGUCUCUCGUGAUGAAUCAGGUCGCUUCGUAGUCACUCUUCCCAAACGUUCGUCGAUGCUAAACCUAUUGGGAAGUUCAAAGGAGAUUGCUACUCGAAGAUUUCUCACUCUCGAACGUCGCCUGCAAGCCAACCCCAAACUGAUGGAAGCAUACUCGGCUUUUAUCGAAGAAUAUCAUAAAUUGAACCAUAUGCGAGAAGUUGUCGAUGAAGAAAUUUCUGCUAGUGGUAUUUCGUACUAUCUCCCGCACCACGGCGUGGAGAAAGCAGACAGUACAACCACGAAGCUUCGAGUAGUCUUUGACGCUUCGUGUUCUACUGAUAGUGGGAUCUCGCUGAACCAAGUACUAAUGGUAGGUCCAGUCAUUCAAGAUGACCUGUUAUCAAUCAUUCUGCGGUUUCGGAUGCAUCGCUUCGUUAUUAUUGCUGACAUCGAGAAAAUGUUUCGGCAAAUUCGAGUCCACUCUGCUGAUUAUCCACUACAGCGGAUUCUCUGGCGUAGCUCGCCGGACCAGCCUCUUCGUACCUUUGAGCUGACGAAGGUGUAG